AUGCAGAAGCCCUGCAAGGAAAAUGAAGGGAAGCCCAAAUGCAGUGUGCCAAAGAGAGAGGAAGAACGUCCCUACGGAGAAUUUGAACGCCAGCAAACAGAAGGGAAUUUUAGGCAAAGGCUGCUUCAGUCUCUCGAGGAAUUUAAAGAAGACAUAGACUGUAGGCAUUUUAGGGAUGAAGAGAUGACAAGAGAGGGAGAUGAGAUGGAAAGGUGUUUGGAAGAGAUAAGGGGUCUGAGAAAGAAAUUUCGAGCUCUGCACUCUAACCAUAGGCACUCUCGGGACCGUCCCUAUCCCCUUUAAGGCACUUCUCUUCUGAAUUCAAC
Molecule: messenger RNA, 326 nt
Organism: Condylura cristata (star-nosed mole)
Lineage: Eukaryota; Metazoa; Chordata; Mammalia; Eulipotyphla; Talpidae
Gene: TCEAL7
Product: transcription elongation factor A (SII)-like 7
Exons: 1
Coding region: 1-303 (100 amino acids)
Source: RefSeq, a predicted model, not a curated record